Messenger RNA from Cuscuta epithymum, 1240 nucleotides. NCBI's taxonomy places the organism in Eukaryota, Viridiplantae, Streptophyta, Magnoliopsida, Solanales, Convolvulaceae. The record is from the annotation of a GenBank genome assembly.
AUUCAACCCAAUAAACAAAGAACUGAAGAAAGUUCUCUUAGCGAAUGAACUAAAAAUUCUAGCAGGAAGCUUUUUUUUUUUAGAAAAUUCUAGCAGGAAGCUAUGAGGUAGUUUACCGACUUUAUUAUUGUUCGUUUUCUCUUUCGGAUUGCUAGCCUACAUUUUCUGAAAAAGUCUGCAUAUAAACCCACAACCUUAAUUUUUCCUGGUGCAACUUUCAAGAAAAACAGGUUUGAUUUUUGGGAUUUUCUUCUUUCGUUCCCUCAAAUGUUAUGAAAGAUCUUUUCUGGAUUUGGAACGGUCAAAUAUUCAAUCUUUUGGGCGAAUCAGUUAGUUUGAGUUAACAAGAAGAAUCAUGUUGGUGGCAGCCAUUGUUUGUCUCUUCUUAGUGCUGGACUGUACGUUCUUGAUCCAUCUUUACACCAAAUGCUUAAAUCCCCACCAGCCAGACCGCCUUAGCACCGCCGAUGACGACCAAGAAGUGGGUGUAACAGGUCUGGACCCCACAGUGCUAAAAACCAUACCAGAAGUUGAGUUCAGUUCCAAAGAUUUUGAAGAACAUUUGGAAUGUACAGUUUGUCUGAGUGAGGUGUGUGAAUGUGAAAAGGUGAGAUUUUUGCCCAAAUGCAACCAUGGGUUUCAUGUGGGCUGUAUUGAUAAAUGGUUUGAAUCUCAUUCCACCUGCCCUCUCUGUAGAAACCCGAUUACGGACCCGAAUCCACCAUUGGAACCCAUACCAGAAGCAGGCGGAGCAUCUCCUAAUUUUCCCACCAAUGUGUUGUUUUGGGGAGAUGAGACUCAGGUUAGCACCUUGUUGGGUCCUACCUUGGAGGUUCCAUGUUCAUCCUCAGCUGCAAUUGGUAAUACUAUGGAGAUUGUUGAGGAAGAGCAUGAUCAAGAAGAGUCUAGGAUGAUGACAAGAUUGAGGUCACUAAAGAGGCUAUUCAUGAUUAGAAGGGAAAUAAAAGACAUCAUUGUUGAUGUGGAACAAGGUGGGAGAAGCCACUGCUAAUAUAUUGGAUCUUCUUCUGUUGUAUAUGUUAGUACAGAUUUUUUAUUGGAUUCUAUUUGGAAAAAGGUUGUGCAAAGUUUAUGUUAAUAUCAGUUAGAAAUUUGUAUUUAUAUCCUCAUAAAGGCACACUGCUUAAAAUAUCACCACAUAGUUCUAGUUGAUAAAGAACUAUGAUGAUAUAACUCAAUCCAGAAUGAAUAAUAGUAGUUCUAAAACUAUGAUUAAUCA